AUGACGUCGAACGAGAUACGGAACGCCUUCCUGUCGUUCUACGCGGCCCGCGCGCACUCCGUCGUCCCCAGCGCGUCCCUCGUCCCGGACGACCCUACAAUUAUGCUCACCAUUGCGGGAAUGGUCCCUUUCAAGCCCGUCUUCAUGGGAGCUGUGUCGCGUCCGGACGUCCCGCGUGCGACCAGUAGUCAGAAGUGUAUAAGGACGAAUGAUAUCGAGAAUGUCGGCGUUACGAAGAGGCACCACACGUUCUUUGAGAUGCUCGGCAACUUCUCGUUUGGGGACUACUUCAAGAAGGACGCUAUUCGAUGGGCAUGGCAGUUGCUCACGGAGGUCUAUGAGAUUCCGCCUGACCGCCUCGCUGUUAGCGUGUACGAGCGGGACGACGAGGCGCUUGCGAUAUGGAGGGACGACGUCGGCGUCCCAGAGGCCCGCAUCCAACGUCUGGGGGAUGAGGACAAUUUUUGGGCCUCAGGUCCCACAGGGCCGUGCGGGCCGUGCUCGGAGAUUUACUUUGACUUUGAGCCGGCGUCGGACGCUCCCGUCGAUCUGCAGGACGAUGUCCGUUUUAUCGAGCUGUACAACCUCGUCUUCAUGCAGUACUCGAGAGACGUCGGGGGGAACCUAACCCCCCUGGCCGCGAAGAACAUCGACACGGGCAUGGGGCUGGAGCGCAUGGCCCAGGUGCUGCAGCGCGUGGAUAACAACUACGAGACCGAUUUGAUCCUGCCCAUCAUGCAGACCGUGGCCGCCCUGGUGGACACCACGUUUGAAACCGCCGCCGAGAAGGAGAAGACCUCGCUCAAGGUUGUGGGCGAUCAUCUGCGCGCCGUCUCGCAUCUCAUCGCGGACGGCGUACGCCCGAGCAACAUCGGCCGAGGCUACAUCGUGCGCCGCUUGAUUCGCCGGGUCGUGCGCCACGCGAGGUUACUCGGCAUCGAGGGCCCUUUCACGACCGACGUGCUGCCGGUCGUGGCCGAGCUGGCGCGCGACGCGGGGCUCCCCGGCGUGCACGACAAACUGGCCGAGGUCACCACGGAAAUCGAGCGCGAGGAGGUCCGCUUUCUAGCCACGCUCGAGCGCGGGGAGGACUGUCUGGCGGACGUGUUGGCUGACAUGAAGGCCGCGAAGAAGGAGGUCGUCUCGGGGGAGGAUGCCUUCGAGUUGUAUGAUACCUUCGGCUUCCCGCUCGAGCUUACCGAGGAGAUUGCGGCGGAGAACGGCUUCACGGUCGACACGGACGCGUUUGAGGUGUGCAUGACAAAGCAGCGGAAUCGCGCCCGCGCGGCGAGGGAGAGCGGCUCUUUCAACGUCGGCUCGAAUGCCCUGCUUGCGGCAGCGGCCGCGGCGGCGGGCCCGACGAGCUUUGAGGGGUAUAGCACCACGAACCGGGUGAGUGUUUUGUUGCGGCAAUCUCCGUUUUACGCCGAGGGCGGAGGACAGGUUGGCGAUACGGGGAUUUUGAGGGCGCCAGGUGGUGUCGUAAGGGUUUCUGAUACUAGAAGGGAAGGUGGAGCUUACGUUCACGUCGGGGAGGUUGUUGACGGUCUCGUUAGCGUCGGUGAUGUUGUCCAUGCGUCUGUGGACGCGACUGGUCGGCGACGUAUCAUGGCACAUCAUACCGCAACUCAUUUACUUCAAGCGGCGCUCAAGCAAGUCAUUCCAGACGGCGGGAUCUCGCAGGCGGGUUCGCUUGUUGAUGUCGAUCGCCUACGGUUUGAUUUCAAUUGCCCUCGCGCCGUGACGCAGGACGAGCUUCAGAAUGUUGAGAAUAUAAUUAAUGGGUGGAUUGCGGAUGCUCAUGACACUGAAGUUGCCGUUAUGAGCCUGGACGAAGCGAAGAAGGCAGGUGCAGUGGCAAUGUUCGGUGAAAAGUAUGACGCUACCAAAGUGCGGGUAGUCGAUAUUCCAGGAGUGAGCAUGGAGUUGUGUGGUGGAACACAUGUGCAAAACACAGCAGACAUUGGACUUUUCAAGAUUGUAAGUGAAGCAGGGCCGAGUUCUGGAGUGAGACGGAUCGAGGCCAUUUGCGGCGCUGCCGUGAUGCCAUAUCUGACAGUGCGAGAUGCAGCCGUUCGGCAAUUGAGUACCUCUCUCAAGGCACGCCCAGAAGAGCUUGCUGCAAGGGUGUCCACCCUUCAAGAAGACUUGAGAGCAAGAAGUAAGGAAUUGGAAGUUGCGCGGGCUGAAUUGGCUGUGGCUAAAGCAAUGAGCCUCGUCAACGAGGCCGAAUCAGUGGGUAACAACUCGUUUAUUGUUGCCCAAUUGGAAGGAACCGUUUCUUCUGACAGUUUGAAGGCGGCUGUGGAGAGUUUGGGGAACUCGCUUGGCGAAACGGGCGUCGUUAUGCUUGCCUGUGAAAACUCUGGAAAGGUUUCCUUUGCGGCGAGUGUUGGAAAACAGGCUCAGAAGCAAGGCAUUCUGGCCGGGAAACUGGUCGGGAGCGUGGCAAAAUUAUGUGGAGGGGGAGGAGGAGGUCGUCCCAACUUUGCUCAAGCGGGUGGGCGAGAUGCGACAAAACUUAGUGCAGCACUUGACAUGGGAGCAGAGGGGCCCUUAAAACAUGAACAGACUGUAGAAAGACUAUAUUUAUUCUGA
This is a messenger RNA of Chondrus crispus (carragheen), 2598 nucleotides long. RefSeq names its product alanine--tRNA ligase (chloroplast). Gene Ontology annotation, biological process: tRNA modification; alanyl-tRNA aminoacylation. The coding region runs from base 1 to 2598 and encodes 865 amino acids. Gene Ontology annotation, molecular function: nucleic acid binding; aminoacyl-tRNA deacylase activity; ATP binding. Gene Ontology annotation, cellular component: cytosol; cytoplasm. The transcript is spliced from 3 exons. Lineage: Eukaryota; Rhodophyta; Florideophyceae; Gigartinales; Gigartinaceae. The record is from RefSeq and is a predicted model, not a curated record.